AAGCGCGCGCACUAUUGCGGGCACACUGUGAGGGGUGUACAGAAGGGAACGUAGUCAAGCGAUCGUCCGGCUGUGGAUACGAGCUUCAUGCUCAGUGUAGGUAGAAAGUUAAUUUUGAUAAUAGAAAAACGUUUUUUUAUUUUUACUACACAGUGCUCCGCGCACCAAUCGAAACUUAUAUAUGUGGUUCAUGGUUUCUUAUUGCGGUGGAUCAGUAGUGGCUAAAAAGUGGAAGGCAUAAUUUGUGGUGUGAAUGCAUAAAUUUUAUCAUAAAGCAACCAAUAGCUGAGUUUUAUUCAAGGAGUGCAGUGAUUAUUAGUUUUAUCACUUAAAUAAAAAAAAAAAAAAAAAAAAAAAAAGUGGUAUAUAGUGCUGGUGUUAACUGGAGUUUGCUAACAGGGCAGAAGCUCGAACGCAUGUAGGAACAUGGCCGUAUCCAACCCCUGCCUCCCUCUAGAGGUUGGCAGAAGUUCAAGAGGAGGAACGCAGGUACACUGGAUACUCAAGUCAGUACUGGCGAAGGAAGAGAUUGGCCGGAUUGAGUUGACUCGGUGACUGAGUUAGUUUGGGAGGGGAGGUAUCUGGAGUAGUAAAAAUGGCACCAGCUCGGGAUCAAGGUGGGGGGGUUGGCGGGUCGGGGGGUAAUAAAGGCCCUUCUUCGCUCUUUAUCUUGAGUGAAGAAAAUUGUAUAAGAAAACAUACUCGUUUUAUAAUUGAGUGGCCUCCCUUCGAGUACGCCGUCCUUCUUACCAUCAUUGCAAACUGCGUGGUGCUUGCUCUCGAGGAACAUCUCCCCUGCCAUGAUAAAACUGUGCUCGCACAAAAACUCGAGUCUACAGAGAUCUAUUUUCUCGGGAUUUUUUGUGUUGAAGCAAGCCUAAAGAUCCUAGCACUGGGCUUCGUUCUCCAUCGUGGUUCCUAUCUUCGUAACAUCUGGAAUAUCAUGGACUUUUUUGUUGUUGUCACUGGGUUCAUCACGGCGUUCCCGCAUGGCAUAAAUCUGGAUAUGGAUCUACGAACACUACGUGCAAUACGCGUGUUGCGACCGCUCAAACUAGUCUCCGGCAUACCGAGUCUUCAAGUUGUACUCAAAUCCAUCAUCAAGGCAAUGGCACCUUUGUUACAAAUCGGAUUGUUGGUUCUUUUCGCCAUUGUGAUAUUUGCCAUCAUCGGCCUCGAGUUUUAUUCAGGAACGCUACACAAAACGUGCUAUAGUAUAGAAAAUAUCCAACAAAUUAUAAAAGAAGGUGACCUGCCAAACCCGUGCAACACAGAUGAUGUAAGUUUGGCGCCUUUGGGUGCUCACGUUUGCAACUUGAGUACUUCGAUUUGUGCAGAUCGCUGGGAGGGACCAAACAACGGCAUUACUAGUUUUGACAACAUUGGAUUUGCUAUGCUCACCGUCUUCCAGUGUAUUACUAUGGAGGGUUGGACUGCCAUAUUAUACUGGACGAAUGACGCUCUUGGUAGCACUUUCAACUGGAUUUACUUUAUUCCUUUGAUCGUCAUUGGAUCUUUCUUCAUGCUGAAUUUAGUUCUUGGUGUCUUGAGCGGAGAAUUUGCAAAGGAGAGAGAAAAAGUGGAAAACCGUCAAACAUUUUUGAAGUUACGAAGGCAACAACAACUAGAACGUGAACUCAAUGGCUAUGUCGAAUGGAUUUGUAAAGCAGAGGAGGUUAUUCUGGCCGAAGAAAGAACAACAGAGGAAGAAAAAAUGCACAUAAUAGAAGCUAGGAGAAGAAAUGCUGCAAAAAGAAGGAAACUUAAAAACCUUGGAAAAAGUAAAAGCACAGAUACGGAAGAAGAAGAUGGUGAUGAUGAUCCAGAAGAUGGGUUUACGAGAACUUCAUACUUGAAGUCAAAAGUGAAAAAUAAAGGUGCCUGUUUGGAAUUCUGGCGUGCUGAGAAAAGAUUUCGAUUUUGGAUAAGACAUACAGUUAAGACCCAGGGUUUCUACUGGUUUGUCAUUGUACUUGUCUUUUUCAAUACAGCAUGUGUAGCAGUCGAGCAUUACGAUCAGCCUGAAUGGCUUACUGAUUUUCUAUAUAUUGCUGAGUUUGUAUUCCUAGGCCUUUUCAUGUUUGAAAUGUUUGUCAAAAUGUACGCACUCGGGCCACGUAAUUAUUUCGAGUCGAGCUUUAACCGAUUUGACUGCGUUGUCAUUUCGGGAUCAAUAUUUGAGGUAAUAUGGUCUGCAGUCAAAUCUGGCUCGUUCGGUUUCUCCGUCCUUCGUGCCCUUCGACUCCUGAGAAUAUUUAAAGUAACUAAGUACUGGGCCAGCCUUAGGAACCUUGUGAUUUCACUGCUCAAUUCAAUGCGCAGCAUCUUAUCGCUCCUCUUUCUGCUCUUCCUAUUUAUUCUCAUAUUUGCCCUUCUUGGUAUGCAGCUUUUUGGCGGUCAAUUCAACUUUGAUACUGGAACGCCGCCUACAAAUUUCAACACUUUCCCCAUUGCACUACUCACUGUCUUCCAAAUUUUGACUGGUGAAGACUGGAAUGAAGUUAUGUAUCAAGGCAUUCAGUCUCAAGGUGGUCACAAAAAGGGAAUGAUAUAUUCUCUUUAUUUCAUAAUUCUGGUUCUUUUUGGUAACUAUACCCUGCUGAAUGUAUUCUUGGCUAUCGCCGUUGACAAUUUAGCCAAUGCACAAGAAUUAACUGCUGCGGAAGAAGAACAAGAGGAAGAGGACAAGGAGAAACAGAAACAAGAGCUUGAAAAAGAAAUGGAGGCUUUACAAAUGCCAGGAGACGGAACUAACCCAAAAGUAGAAAUUUCUCCACCCAGUCCGUCGCAAAAAUUUAAAAGUGGAACUAUUGGUAAACAGAUUUCUGAAGAAAAGAAACAAAAUGACGAUGAUGACACGGGACCAAAACCAAUGCUGCCAUAUUCGUCUAUGUUUAUAUUGUCUCCUACGAACCCCGUAAGAAGAGGAGCACAUUGGGUAGUAAAUCUAAGAUACUUUGACUUCUUCAUCAUGGUCGUAAUCUCGCUUUCGAGUAUUGCGUUGGCCGCAGAAGAUCCAGUAGAUGACGAUUCUCAGAGGAAUACCAUCCUCAACUACUUUGAUUACGCUUUUACUGGAGUAUUUACAAUAGAGAUGAUCCUUAAGGUUAUCGAUUUAGGAGUAAUUCUUCAUCCGGGAUCGUAUCUACGUGAAUUUUGGAACGUGAUGGAUGCAAUUGUUGUAAUAUGCGCUGCAGUAUCUUUCGCGUUUGAUAUGAGUGGUAGUUCAGCGGGUCAAAAUCUAUCGACUAUAAAAUCAUUACGUGUUCUUCGAGUAUUAAGACCUCUUAAAACUAUAAAACGAGUGCCGAAACUUAAAGCUGUGUUCGAUUGCGUGGUAAAUAGUUUAAAAAAUGUCAUUAACAUUCUCAUAGUGUAUAUAUUAUUUCAAUUCAUCUUUGCUGUGAUAGCGGUGCAGCUAUUUAACGGAAAAUUCUUUUACUGUACAGACGAAAGUAAAUACACAAAGGCGGAAUGUCAGGGUCAAUUCUUCAUAUUCGAAGAUGAUCGAAUGAUUCCUGAAGCUAAAGACCGAGAAUGGCUUACGCAGAGUUUUCAUUACGAUAAUGUUAUGGCUGCGAUGUUAACUUUAUUUGCCGUACAAACGGGGGAGGGCUGGCCCCAAAUCCUACAAAACUCGAUGGCCGCUACGUACGAAGAUCGAGGUCCUAUUCAAAACUUUCGAAUAGAAAUGUCUAUAUUCUACAUUGUAUAUUUUGUUGUAUUUCCAUUUUUCUUCGUCAACAUCUUUGUGGCCUUGAUUAUCAUCACUUUCCAGGAACAAGGGGAAGCAGAAUUACAAGAUGGAGAAAUUGAUAAAAAUCAGAAAUCCUGCAUAGACUUUACAAUACAAGCCCGUCCACUGGAGAGGUAUAUGCCUAAAGAGCGAAAUAGUAUGAAGUAUAAAAUAUGGAGGAUAGUAAUGUCUACGCCUUUUGAGUACUUUAUCAUGAUUUUGAUUGUACUAAAUACACUAUUACUUAUGAUGAAGUAUCACGAGGCGCCUUCUAUUCUAUUGGACAGCUUGACCAUUGUCAACUUGAUCGUCACGUUACUUUUCCUCAUAGAGUGCAUUCUUAAACUCAUCGCUUUUGGAUGCAAGAAUUUUUUCAAGGAUCCAUGGAAUACAUUUGACUUCAUCACAGUCAUCGGCAGCAUCGUGGACGCCUUAGUAAUUGAAUUUGGGGGAAAAAUAGCUGCACUCUUCAAUGUGAAGUGCACAAAAAUCGAUAUGCAAACCAAACAAUGUAAGGAGAACUUCAUCAAUGUUGGAUUUUUAAGGCUAUUUCGUGCUGCGAGACUCAUAAAACUUCUCAGACAGGGAUACACAAUACGAAUCUUGUUGUGGACCUUCGUUCAAUCCUUUAAGGCACUACCAUACGUUUGUUUACUGAUAGCAAUGUUGUUUUUCAUCUACGCAAUUAUCGGAAUGCAGGUAUUUGGCAACAUCGCCUUGGACGAGAAGUAUUCAAUUAACAAGCACAACAAUUUCCAAAGCUUCAUUCAAGGUCUGAUGCUACUCUUUAGAUGUGCUACUGGUGAAGCAUGGCCAAAUAUAAUGUUGGCAUGUGUAAAAGAUCGUCCUUGUGAUGCCAAUGCUAAAAAAGGUGAAGGGGAAACAUGUGGAUCAAAUCUUGCCUACGCUUAUUUCGUCUCUUUCAUUUUCUUUUGCUCCUUUCUCAUGUUAAAUUUGUUUGUCGCUGUCAUCAUGGAUAACUUUGACUACCUCACUCGUGAUUCUUCAAUUUUGGGAGCUCAUCAUUUGGAUGAAUUUGUUAGAAUAUGGGCGGAAUAUGAUCCUAAUGCAACUGGAAAAAUUCAUUAUUCUGAAAUGUACGACAUGCUCAAGAACAUGGAUCCUCCAUUGGGAUUUGGUAAUAAAUGCCCAAAUAGACUUGCUUACAAGAAACUCAUCAGAAUGAAUAUGCCUGUCGAUGUUGAUGGAAAAGUUAAUUUUACUACAACUUUAUUUGCCUUGAUUAGGGAGAAUCUAAGCAUUAAAAUGAGAAAUGCCUCUGAGAUGGACCAAGCUGAUGAUGAGCUUAGAGGAACGAUUAGAAAUAUUUGGCCAUUACAAGCUAAGAAGUUGUUGGACCUUUUAAUACCUAGGAAUGAAGAGCUGAAUAAAACCAAACUAACUGUCGGGAAAAUAUACAGUGGUCUACUUAUUCUUGAAAGUUGGAGGACAACAAGGUUUGGUCAAAUAGAAGGAACUGGUGGUCAAAUUGAUAACGAUCUAAUCGAUAACGAUAGUGCCGGGCAAAAUCCUGCAGCCCAGGCGCGUUCUACCAUAUUCAACUGCCUAUUGGACAUGGCUGGAGUGAAUCACACGGGGAAUAAUCAUGGUACUGGAAGUCGAACAAAUAGUUUGGAACCGCCUAUGGACUCCGAUAUGAAAAUUGAUCAACAUAGAGACUUCAGAUUGGAUGAAGAUGGGCCAUUUGGACUUCUUGCAACAACUGAAAUUAAGCGUCGCCAUAGCUUCAGGAACAAAAAGAUGGAUUUGCAGAAUAUGGUAAUUAGUGAUUCACGCGGUGGCAGUCUUGAAAGUUUAACUCAUCCGGGUGAAAGACAUCAUCUUCACCAUUCAACGCAUCCAUCACAUCAUUCUAGAUCUCCAAGUUUAAGGUCACCAUCACCUGGACGACAUAGGUACGAUCAUCAUAGUCAUCAACAACACUUUAGUGAUACUGUAAACAACGUCGUAGAAAUUCAAAGGCACUCUCAUCAACCACACCUUCCACAACAUAAUCAUCGACAUAAAAUUAGAGGUCCAUGGAGUGCAUCUACAAGUCCAGCAAGAUCUCCUAGUCCAGUGCAUCCAACGGACUAUGAUUAUCACUACGGUACUACAAGUUUAGAUCAACGUUCUCGAAGUCCUAGUCCAAUUGAAGAAAGAACGCCUGGACAUCCUCAUCAUCACUAUCAUCAUCCCCAUCAGCAUAGUUACCCUGUGCUUGUCAUGCGAAGAGGUCAGGGACGAAGAUUACCGCCGACUCCUAAUAAACCCUCGACCCUUCAACUAAAGCCUUCAAACAUUAAUUUUCCUAAACUAAAUGCUUCACCUACUCAUGGACCACACAUAAUCCAUGUAUCAGGACCACAGCAUGUUUCAAAUUCAAAUGCUUCACAUGGUCACGGCCCCCUUAGUUUUGAACAGGCUGUCGCAAUGGGUCGCGGAGGACGCAUGUUACCAAGUCCUGUUCCCAACGGUUAUAAACCACAACCUGUUCAAACAAAACAAAGAACAACAAGAUCUAAGCACUCAGACAGUGACGAAGAUGACUGGUGCUAGCCAAUGUGGAAACCGAGACACUGGUCCGGUGACAAACAGCAUUUAAAAGGCCUCUCAGUUGGUGCUUGAGAGAACUGCCUAUUUUUAAAAUAAUAAUUCAUUAGUCGGGAUGUGUCAGAAAAUCAGAAAGACAAUUUCCCGUCAACAAAAUGUCGCAAGACUGAAUCUUUCUAAUCGGUAAUGUUACAGAAGCUGCUAGUCAAAAAAAAAAAAAAAAAUGAUUACGAAAUCUUUUCGUGAAGUUUAAAUUGUUAAUCAGAAUGUUUCAUAUGCAAGUGAUAUCAGCAAGUGUUCUCAAAUUAAUUUAUUUAAUAUUAUCUCGACGCGUGUAAAAAUUCCAGUGUUAUCAAAUAUUUGUUUUUAAAUUAUCCUUCUGUCAGAAACUUAAUUAACUUACUCAUUCUUAAAAAAAAAGGCUUGAGAGGUAAUGCGAAUGUUUUGUAUAGACAUUGUACAAUAUCGUCAAUAAAAUAAUCAAAUGGCUCCCAUGAAAACGGAACUUUUAAUACAUGAAUUUAAAUAACUUUGCAUUAGCAGCUUAGUAUAUACGCAGAGGCUCUCAAGGUACUCAGUAUAAGGUCUUCAGUAUUCUUAAUUUUUAUACGACGUCUUCAAUAUGUUAAAACCGAAAUAAUAUCAAUAGUAAAUACUAUAUAAAUUGUUAAGGAUAAGUUUUUAAAAUAAUAUCAAUAACAAUACUAAAUAAAUUGUUAAGGUUAAGUUUUUAAUUAUCUAAUUCCUAAAUUAAAGAAACUGCGAAUAUUAUUUCAAUCUGUUGUAUUUUAAUUCUGUAAAACAAAAUGAAUUAUUGCAAUUUUCAUAUAUAUUAUAUAACGAAUUUUAUAUUUUAAUUUGCUUAUUUAUUAAACAAAUACUUUUAUUUUUUUAUAAGGAAAAGAGGAAAGAGUGUGUAUAAAUUUAAAUUUGUAAUCAUAUUUAAAAAAAAAAAACAUUUACUUCAAUUAAAAAGAAAACUAGGAAAAUCACAGUGGAACUUGGCAUAAGUGUAGAAGUUUGAGUGUCUGUUUAUCUCCGAAAAAUUGAGAUGCUCAAGAUUGAAACCCAAUCAAAUAUGGCCGUAUUAAGUAUUCAUAUUAUGAUAUUGACAUUAUGUCAAUUAUUAGAACGGAAUUUUUUAAAUAUGAGAGCUUUCACAUAAAGAAUAUAAAAGAAUUUAUUGUUUUUAAAGUAAUAAAAUAUUAUUUGAAAAAAUGGUUCUGAUCUAGGUAUAUAUAUAUAUAUAUAGCCAAUACGAGUUCCACAAUAUUGUAAAAUAUUUGUAUCUAUUGUAUUUUAGAAUACUGCUAAUUGAUUCUAUAAAAUUGCUUUCUAUUUCAAAUAAUGUCAUAAAAGGAAUAGUUAAAUAAUGUUGAUAUAUUGAAAAAGUUAAAAAGAAAUUUCAGUUUUUUAAACGUUUUUUUUAUGAAUAUUGUAAAUAAUGAAAAGGGAUAUUUACGAUUAUUUGGUAUUAUUAACAUUUAAAUGUUAACGGCUCAUAAGCAAAUGUACCCUAAAAAGUAUCUCUUCCAAGUAUUAACGAUUUUUACCAAAACGUGCGUUUAGGAGAGUCCAUCAGAUUAGUAAAAAAAAUCCAUCGUCGGAAAUACUGAAUAGCAUCACAUAAAGGUAAAGUGGGAUAAUUUCUAGCUAAAAAUGUACAUUUAAAAAAAUCUCACGAUUUGAGCGUAAGGUAAGGCAGAGGGACACGGUUCGGCCGAAGGGUGUUCAGUAAAAAAAUUGUCAUGCACAUGUAAUUUUCUUUUUGUAAAUGGUAUUUCGAGAUGCUAGGAAGUUUUCCUGUUUUGUUUUUUUAUUUAUGCAUUAAGAGUGUCAAACGGUAUCUGAAAUUCUUUGGCAAGAAGAGAGCUUUAAUUAUCGCUCUGAACGUGAAAUAGUAUUGAUUUUAAAAUACUUUUUUUCUCGAAACACGAACACUUUUAACAAAAUCAGCCAAAAUCCUCAUCUUAUAAAUUUCCUAAAUCCAAAAGACAGUACGAAUCCAUAAAAAAAACAUGGUUGCAAAACAAAAAGUAGAAAAGUAAUCUAAUAACAGCUGCGACUUUGUGCGCCCUGCAUGCUGCUGCCAUCUGACGGCGGCAGGAGGUAAUGAACCCCUCAUUAUAUUACUUUUCGUUUUGCAAUACAUAUUUUUCAAACAAAAUCGAUUUUCUACAGAUUUUUUAAAAAUUUUUAAGAUGUAUUAUUGACAUCACUUUACAUGUGUUGUUCAAAUUUUAUUGAAUUUUACCGUAUCAUUUUCAAGAUAAAAAUUGAUAAAGUUUGAAGUUUUACAUGGGAACAGUGAAAAAAUAUGAAAAAUGACCAUGUUUUCAUUAAUUAAAAAAAAACGGUUCUACAGAUUUUUUUCAAAAACUAAUAUGUUUUAAAUUAUGAGUUUUAACAGUUUUUACAAAAAUAUGAAAUUUUUUUACCGUUUGGUUGUGAAGUAAAUGUUAAUCAAAGUUAGCAACUUUUGAACUUAUCCCAUGUAAAUAAAAGAAAGAAGAGGAGAAACGGCAAAUUAACCUCUAAAUUGGCCAGUGGAGCUCAACUUUUAUGGACUAUAGCUGUCGGUUUUAAACUUACGGAAAACCCCUAAUAGAAUGAGUACCGCUUGAAGGGAUGAACCUCCUUAAGUUUUUUUUUAUCAACAAUUAUUAUUAUCAAAGGCUUGUAAAUUCGAAAUUAAUUGGAAAAUUUUAACAUGUUAAUAAAACCAAAUAACCGUAAAUACCACUUUCCAUUAUAUACAAUAUACAUAAAACAGUUUAAUAAACGAAUAAUAAAAUUUUUAUAAAUAUUUUAUUUUAUUAAGAGGUUACGCCACAGUAGAGUACGAUAUAUCUGUGGCGAAUUAACCAUGAAGUACACAAAGCAAGCGAUUCAUACAAACUCGGUAAGUUAGUUUUUUUUGUACAGUACACAGACAGUACGUAUGCUUGCCGUGAAAAAUAAAAAUGACUGCUUUUUGUCAAGCUGAUCGUGUAAGGUUAUGUGCGCAAUUGUUUCUUUAAACUUUCUGCAUUAUUCAUUCGGUACGCUAAUACUACAAGCUUACAUUGCAAAUAUACGUGCUAUUUUGGUAUUGUGCAACAAUGCCUUUCAUCAGAUUCAAAAAUCAUAUUGAAAUUAGACGAGUCCACAUCACAAUGGUCCGAAAUGAUAAUUUACUAUUUAUAAUUCGUUGAAGACAAGAUUUGAAAUUUUCAUUAUAGAAAAUUUUUUAUUUAAGGCACUAUUCACAUGUAACGGCUAAAAUUUUAGGCUUUUUUCAGAAAUUUUUUUUUUUUCAAUGAAAAUAAAUUACAACUCUAUUGCUUUUAUUACACAUUAUAAUUGGUAUCUUAAAGUAUAGAAACAAAUUUUUUUUUGGUGAAUUUUAAAGUAAAUAAAUAAUUUUUUGUCUGGGUGAAAGUUGACUCCUUGAAAAAUGCUUAAUUUAUUUUCAUUCAAUCUUUUUAAUUUAAAUAAAAAAAUUGGAAUAAAAAUUUAAUGACGUUUAGAGAAAUUUUAUGAUAUUUCAAAAAAAAAAUAAUAAUGUCAACAUCUAUAAAAAAAAAUUGUAAUCUGGAUUAUGAAAAGUAAAUUUUACUUUCAGACUACUGCGUAAACAUCUCAACUAAUUGUAAAUGUUAUUAUAAAGUGUAAAACACUUUAUGAGUGUUUUUAGACACUAAAAUACAUUUACGAUAGUGCGGAUCUUACAUUGACAUGAAAAAAUAAAAUUAAUUUAUAUUUUGAACUCAUAAUAAAAAAUUCUCUCGAAUUUUCGGUAUAGUUGUUAAUAUCCAAAACUUUAAAAGUUUAAAAUAUAUUGAAAAAAUUCGAAAUACUUCCAAAUUUUAAUUAAAAAAAUAAUUGAGUUAGCCAUUUACUGGAUUUGAAAAGUGUGGUUUCGAGAAAAACACGUUAAAAUAUCUUCACAAUAUAGAACCAUAUUUUUCUAAAUCUUUUUCUUUUUUUAAUGUGAAUGUUUAUUAUAAAAAUUCUUAUAAAGAGAUUUAUUGUCCAUAAAUAUUGCACUAUAUAAAGCAUGUUUUAUAAUAUUAAUGAAAGCGUUUGUAAAUAACGGGUUUAUAUAAAACCAACUAUAUUUUAUUUUAAGAUCCUAAAACGAUCAUUUAAAUAAAAAAAAUCGAUUUUAUUUAAUUCUACUGUGGUAUAACUCCUAAAUGUUAAAUUAAAUCACUUUUAAAUAAUUAGUUGAAUCAUACUAUAUUUUUCAAGUUCUUCUGGAAUGACUGUAUAGUAAAUGAACAAACACAAUAAAUCUAUAAAUUAAUUUAUAAAAAGAACUAUUAUAUAGUAUGCCGAAAUUUUAUGACAGCUCAAUGCUUUGUUGUACCAAAUAUUUGUACUAAAAAUAGAAUUUAAUUUCAAUUUAAUUUCAAAUGUUCCUUGCUAGAUAAAAAAAAUAAACAAGAUAAUAAACUAAAACUGCAUAUUCAGAGUCUGAUGAAACAGUGAAAUCUUUAAUUAAUUCAAUGAAAUAGUAUAUGAUGUAAUAAAUGUAUGUUCAUACAGUAAGCUUGAUUAAUUAAUAACUAAACUAGUAUAAUAAUAUGUUUUUAUCAAUUAAACUUAAAAUUUCUUGAAAAGGUAACAUUUAAGAUAAUUUAAUUGAAAUUAAUUAUUAAGAAAAAGAAUUUCGUAAAAACAUUCUGUAAUCUUGAUCUGAAUCAACAAUAAGUAUAUUCCUGAACUGUUCUAGUGAAAAGUUAAAAACUUAUUGAACUGGCUUGUAAUUUUUUUAAACUGUUGCCCUAUAUGGGAGUAAAAAAUUUCUAAAAUAUUAGCUAAUUUUUUUUAAAUGAGAUAAUAUUUUAAAGAUUGGUUACUCUCGUAUAGAACAACAAUUUACCAAAGUUAUCAAUAACUUCUAAUUUUUGAUCUGGACAGUAAAUGAAUUUUCCCCCCAUGUGCUACUGAUUACAAUAAGCUUAUUAUGGGGACCGCCUCUGGGAAACCAGUGCUUACGACCAAAAUCAAUUUUUCGAUAAAAAAAAAAAUUAUUUAAGAUAAAUAAGUUUAUAGUGAUGUUACAAGUGCUUGAAACUCGUUACUUCAAGGAUUUUAGAGUCACUGAUUAUUAAUAUGAUUUUCGAAAUACAAUUAAAAAUAAAUAAAAAAUUGUUAAAUGCAUUUGUAGAUAAAGUGAAAUACACUAACCUUUAUUUUUGUUCGUAACUGGAGAUUUAAAGUCUGUUCAAAAUCACAACUUUUAAUUUUAUGGUUCAAAUGAUUAUCAACAAUUUAAUAAUUUAAUUACAAAUGAAAAAAAUUUAAACAUUGUACAUUGAAUAAAUAUUUUUCAUGCAUUGUCAAUUUAAUUCAAUUACUAGUACUUUACAAAAAUUUUUUUUGACCAAAAUUUUCAUUUUUUCAAGCAAAAAUGGAUCCCUUAUUACUUAAUAUAUUCACGAAGUUUACUUUGUAUUCACUCACAUAAAGUGGAUUUAUUUAUUCAAUAAAUUAAUUUGUUAAUUCACCGUAGGACGUGUCGUAUCGAAAAUAUUCUACAGUAUGACGAACUUAAAGCUUACCUUCUCGAUUAGAAGGUAGAAAAUAUAUACAUAUAUACACCUGUAUUAGACCCCAGGAAGAAUUACCACAAACAAUACCAACCCUUGGACCCUUUGUUGAGGAUUAACUCUAAGGACCCAGGUAAUAAUUUCUUUCUCUCCUUAUCAUAUGGAAAACAGAUAAAAGUCUAAAACUGAAGAGGUAGAGGAAAUCUUUCGUUCUCACACCAAGGAAUAUAAAAUAACUUUUUUUUUCUUUCUCUUUUACAAAAAAAUAACAUGAGAAUGUCUUCCUUUACCUAAUUUACAUAUCUUAAGUGAUGUUAGAUUUUCUUCACUUAUAAUUAAAUUAUUAAAUUGUUGAUAAUCAUUUGAACCAUAAAAAUAAUUAAAAAUUUUCCAAAAACAAUAUAGAUUCAUUUCUCGCUUGAAAUGAUUGUAAACACUCUUUCCCCAGAUACGGUUUAUAUACGUUGAAGAAUAAAUGAAAUUUUCUAGAUUUAGAUUUAAAGACUAUAAAAAAAAAUUGCUUAAUUUUGACAGCAAAAUGUUAAGUUUUUUUUAAUAAGUAUACCGCUAUGUUAUUAAUCUACCUUACUGUAUUUAAAUUUAUUUUACAUUUAUAGAAAUAACGACGAAUGUAAUUAAUAGCUUAAAAUAGAAUUUGGCAUUACAUUAUUGUAUUGUGCUGUCAAACUCUAUUAACGUUCUUCUAUGUUUAACAUCAAACUAUCUAGGAAAAGUUUUAAUAGGUAUGUCAUUUUGAAUCCAGUAUAACGAGAAAAAAAAGAACAGAAUUAUGGGAAGCUAAUCAAAAAUCAUUCAAGUGUGUUUGAAAUUUCAUAUAAUUUUAAAGAGAUGAAACAGAAACUAUUAAAUUACUAUAGAAAAAAUAUCUAAAUUAUAAUUAUUCUAAACUGGAAAAGAAUUGCAAGUUAAAGUUUAUGGAAACCUGAAAUGAAAGUGCCAAUCAAGUCUCUGAUUUUUUGCUAAAAAUUAGAGAUACAAUCAAGUUGCGUAUUGGAAAUAUCCCUUAAAAUAAUUCCUUCGUAAUAUGUUAAUAUAUAUGUAAAUGUAUUACCGAUUUUCUAUUUUAAAUACUUUUUUGUAUUUAAUCAUUUUUUCUUAUUUAAUAAGACAGAACGAAAUUAAUCUGUAACUUGAAUUUCAAUAGAAUAUAAUUCACAGGUUUCUAUUUCACCUCGGAAACAAAGUAUGUUAAAAAAAAAGUUGCAAUUAUUUAUAUUAAAAUGCACCUGAGAUUUACCUAAACUAAACUGACUCAAAAUACUGAAACCUGUUACAUACUGCCAAUCGAUAUCGGAGUAAUUAUGCAUGUCAUCUAAAAAAAAAUGUAGAUACUUAUACAUGCGCGAUAGUUUUUGAUACUCCGUGAUUAAGUGAAUAAAUUUUUGUGUGUAAGCGUGUAUAUUGCAAAUUAUUGAUAAUUAGUAAUGAAUGCAUUUUUUAAUUCAUAAGAAGAAUAUUGGAACGCUAUCCGACAUUAUUUUGUUCUUUAAUUAAUUGCAAACAAUUCUUGAAGUAAUUUUUUAAACAAUUAUGUAAUAAAUUUUUUAAUUAAUGA
This is a messenger RNA of Leptopilina boulardi, 13402 nucleotides long. It is a transcript of the gene Cac, whose product is annotated as voltage-dependent calcium channel type A subunit alpha-1. The record is from RefSeq and is a predicted model, not a curated record. Lineage: Eukaryota; Metazoa; Arthropoda; Insecta; Hymenoptera; Figitidae. Gene Ontology annotation, molecular function: calcium ion binding; high voltage-gated calcium channel activity. Gene Ontology annotation, cellular component: voltage-gated calcium channel complex; membrane. Gene Ontology annotation, biological process: calcium ion import across plasma membrane; chemical synaptic transmission. Bases 596 to 6295 code for a protein of 1899 amino acids. The transcript is spliced from 32 exons.